This is a messenger RNA of Vanrija pseudolonga, 345 nucleotides long. RefSeq lists its product as uncharacterized. The record is from RefSeq and is a predicted model, not a curated record. The coding region runs from base 44 to 292 and encodes 82 amino acids. Lineage: Eukaryota; Fungi; Basidiomycota; Tremellomycetes; Trichosporonales; Trichosporonaceae. The transcript has 2 exons.
CACAUCUCAGCAUCUCCAACGAGCCACCAGCCCUCAGCCCAAGAUGACAAAGUAUCUCCUCACCACGACUUUAGGCGUCGAAACCGGCCCAACCGCGACCCCGUCAACCAAGCGCUUCACCAUCGGCAUCCCAUACCUCUACGCCGUGGUAUUCGAGUACCACACGCGUGAAGCGCACCCGUGGCUCGAGCCGUUCGCGGAAGAGACCGAACAGGUGUCGGAGGCCGAGUUGGAGCGGCGCGGGGGGUAUAGCGAUGUCGCGCCCGGCGUGAAGGCGCGCUCGAGGGACUGACGGGCGCGGAGGUUGUGCGGUUGUUUUGUGGGUCGUUGGAGCGCAGUGCGACA